Molecule: messenger RNA, 240 nt
Organism: Dovyalis caffra
Lineage: Eukaryota; Viridiplantae; Streptophyta; Magnoliopsida; Malpighiales; Salicaceae
Source: the annotation of a GenBank genome assembly
CGAGUGGGCCGGGGAGAGGGCAUCUCAAGAGGGAGAGAGAGGGGGAGAGGAAAGAGAAACAAAAAGAGAGGGAGAGAUAUAGGGAGAGAGCAAAUGAGAGAGGGAGAGAUGGAGAGAAGGGAAGAGAGCAUGGGAGAAGGAGAUAGAGAGGAGGAGAGAGAUAGGGUGAAAGAGAGCUUUGGAGAGAGAAUGGGAGAGGAAGGGAGAGGGAAAAGAGAGAGGGUGGGAAAGAGAUCUUAG